Messenger RNA from Salvelinus sp. IW2-2015, 2275 nucleotides. It is a transcript of the gene gmppb, whose product is annotated as GDP-mannose pyrophosphorylase B. Gene Ontology annotation, molecular function: GTP binding; mannose-1-phosphate guanylyltransferase (GTP) activity. The record is from RefSeq and is a predicted model, not a curated record. Gene Ontology annotation, cellular component: cytoplasm. Gene Ontology annotation, biological process: GDP-mannose biosynthetic process. NCBI's taxonomy places the organism in Eukaryota, Metazoa, Chordata, Actinopteri, Salmoniformes, Salmonidae.
GCAUUGUGGUCUAGAUCCGCCCACUCGUACAGAUUUUGAAGUGUUUCUUGUCUUGUCAUUCAAGGAUUUAAAACCCGUUUUACAUGUUGUUUAGUGGUUACGUGUCAUAUAGAUACAUGGUCAGUUCUAGGUGUUUCUUGACGCUUUGAAGAAACAAGUUGGCAAAGGAUUUAUUAACUUUUUGAGCACCACUAUAACCUCAAUCUCCCAGGACUUGAUGCUCGCUGCCAUCCUGAUCUCUUUAACCCAUUGAUGACCCCAUCUCGUACUGGGCCAAGAUGAAAGCUCUGAUCCUAGUUGGUGGCUAUGGGACUAGACUAAGACCUUUAACCCUCAGUGUCCCUAAACCACUGGUGGAGUUUGCUAACAAACCCAUCCUUCUGCAUCAAGUUGAAGCCCUGGUCAAGGCUGGAGUUAACCAUGUGAUCCUGGCUGUCAGUUACAUGUCCGAUCUGUUGGAGCGAGAGAUGAGGGUUCAGGAAGAGAGGCUUGGUAUUAGAAUCUCCCUGUCACAUGAGAAGGAACCGCUUGGAACAGCCGGUCCUCUUGCUCUGGCCAGAGAGCUGCUAACGGACAACGACGAGCCAUUCUUCGUCCUCAACAGUGACGUAAUCUGUGACUUCCCCUUCGAGGACAUGUUAAAGUUCCACAAGCACCACGGCAGAGAGGGAACCAUUGUGGUGACGAAGGUAGAGGAGCCGUCGAAGUAUGGCGUGGUGAUGUACGAGGUAGAGAGCGGACGUAUCCACCGAUUCGUGGAGAAGCCCCAGGUGUUCGUCUCCAACAAGAUCAACGCAGGGAUGUAUGUCUUUAGCCCAACCAUGCUCAAGAGGAUCGAGCUCAGACCCACCUCUAUUGAGAAAGAGAUCUUCCCGUUCAUGGCUGAGGAGAACCAUCUCUACGCAAUGGAGCUACAAGGGUUCUGGAUGGACAUUGGUCAGCCUAAGGACUUCCUGACAGGGAUGUGUAUGUACCUGCAGUCUGUACGACAACACACACCUGACAGACUGAAGACUGGGCCUGGGUUCCUGGGUAACGUACUGGUGGAUCCUACAGCCCAGAUAGGGGAGAAUUGCACCAUCGGGCCCAACGUGACCAUCGGGGCGGGGGUGGUGCUGGAGGACGGGGUCAGGAUAAAAAGGUGUACGAUACUGAAGGGGUCAAGGGUCAGAUCACACUCUUGGCUCGAGUCCUGCAUCGUAGGGUGGAGCUCCUCCGUAGGACAGUGGGUGCGUAUGGAGAAUGUGACAGUCCUCGGGGAGGAUGUUAUUGUGAACGAUGAGCUCUACCUCAACGGUGCCAACGUGCUUCCACACAAGUCCAUCACCGACUCCGUGCCUGAACCACGCAUCAUCAUGUAGUUCUAGAACGAAUGAAGGCAGAAACAGACUAGUACCCAGGCUAGGGUACCCAGUCUAGAGUCUGGGUAGUGGGGGCUUACAUUUUAAACCAAGGACAACUAGCUAGCUACGGCCUGGUCUAGAAUCAAUUCCUAGCUCCUCCACCCAAGACUCUCUUAAAUAGAUCUGAAUCAAUUCCUAGCUUCUCCACCCUAGACUCUCUUAAAUAGAUCUGAAAGUUGGUUAGUUGAGGUACAUGCAGUAUGAUAGUAGCAUCACCUUGCCUUCUGGUGGGUUAGGGGGUGUUUUUAAACACGUCUCUUUUGCAAAAUACAUUUUUGUGUUUCAAUGAGACAAACCUGUAUAAAUAAAGGAUACAUUUCUGCCAUAUUGCUGACCCCGAUUCAAUCCUCUUAUAUGUAUGUAUAUGAUUCUAGUCUGGUCCGGUUGGUUAGGGGUGAUUCUGGUCUGGGUUGGGUUGAUUCUGGUCCGGUUGGUUAGGGGUGAUUCUGGUCUGGCUGGUUAGUGGGUGAUUCUGGUCUGGCUGUUUUAGGGGUUGAUUCUGGUCUGGCUGUUUUAGGGGUUGAUUCUGGUCUGGCUGGUUAGCGGUUUAUUCUGGUCUGGCUGGUUAGGGGUGAUUSUGGUCUGGCUGUUUUAGGGGUUGAUUCUGGUCUGGUUGGUUAGGGGAGAUUCUGGUCUGGCUGUUUUAGGGGUUGAUUCUGGUCUGGCUGGUUAGCGGUGAUUCUGGUCUGGCUGUUUUAGGGGGUGAUUCUGGUCUGGCUGGUUAGGGGAGAUUCUGGUCUGGCUGUUUUAGGGGUUGAUUCUGGUCUGGCUGUUUUAGGGGUUGAUUCUGGUCUGGCUGGGUUGGGUUGAGUCUGGUCUGGCUGUUUUAGGGGUGAUUCUGGUCUGGCUGAUUUAGGGGUGAUUCUGGUCUG